Molecule: messenger RNA, 759 nt
Organism: Olea europaea var. sylvestris
Lineage: Eukaryota; Viridiplantae; Streptophyta; Magnoliopsida; Lamiales; Oleaceae
Exons: 4
Source: RefSeq, a predicted model, not a curated record
GGGGAAAGAAUUGGGAGACAUCCAAGACCUUUGUCAGUGAUGGGGGAAUUUAAUGCUUGUCCGGACAAUUGUGGUCUAGUGGAGAUGAGAGAACAUGGUAGACAUAUGUCUUGGUGUAAUGGUCGAAUUGGUCAAGCUUGGAGUUGGGCAAAGCUAGAUAGGGUGGUGAAAGAGCCGAAGCACAAGGUAGGACUUCGGAAGUUGGCUGCUAAAUUGAGGGAAAAAAAAGGAAAAACAGUGCUCGCCUUGCAAUCUUGGAAUAAACAAGUCUUUGGACAUGUUACUUAUCACAUUAAAGAGCUGGAAGAAAAAGUUGAGAUGCUAGAAAAGCAGUGGCAAAGUCGCUUUGUUCUGGAUUUAGAGGCUAAGUUUCUUACCACUAAGAAAAGGGAAAAACUGAGACUAGCAGCACAAGCAAAGAAGAAAUGGCUUAUAGAUGGAGAUCAAAAUUUAAAAUUCUUUCACUCAGUUGUUAAUCAACAGAAAAGGACUUCACAGAUCUCUUCCAUGCAAUUGCCUGAUGGAACAGUGUUGGCUUCACCAAAAGAGUGGAGGAGAGUAGUGGAACCAACGGAAAAAGAGGUGAAAGAUGCAAUUUUUUCCAUACCAUCAAAGAGUAGUCCUGGGCCAAAUGGAUUUGGCGCUGGCUUUUAUACAUCGUGUUGGGACUUAGUAAAGGUGGACAUGGUGGAGGCAGGGAGAGAAUUUUCCAGGGACAGCCCCUAUCCCUAUUUUACAACUCCUCUUUCAUUGUCCUAA